Messenger RNA from Chionomys nivalis (European snow vole), 3105 nucleotides. It is a transcript of the gene Trpv6, whose product is annotated as transient receptor potential cation channel subfamily V member 6. Bases 244 to 2430 code for a protein of 728 amino acids. Gene Ontology annotation, biological process: calcium ion import across plasma membrane. The record is from RefSeq and is a predicted model, not a curated record. Gene Ontology annotation, molecular function: protein binding; calcium channel activity. Lineage: Eukaryota; Metazoa; Chordata; Mammalia; Rodentia; Cricetidae. Gene Ontology annotation, cellular component: membrane. The transcript has 15 exons.
CUACAAGCCGGGCAGAUCCCCAGCUCUGCCAAGUGGAACAAAGCAGAAGCCCUCUUCAGACUGGGGGCCACCACGGGAAGCCUCACCAGUUCUACAGGAGAAGGAGGAGACCGGAGACAGGAGACGGGACCUCUACAGAGAGAGGGCAGGGCAGCUCUUGGGGGUGCCAAUGUGGCCCCAAGACCUAGCCCAGGCGGGGUCUGGCAUCAGCCUCAGCCCCCCAAGGAACCAGCCUUCCACCCCAUGGGGUGGUCACUGCCCAAGGAGAAGGGGUUAAUACUCUGCCUAUGGAACAAGUUCUGCAGAUGGUUCCACAGACAAGAGUCCUGGGCUCAGCGCCGAGACGAGCAGAACCUGCUGCAGCAGAAGAGAAUCUGGGAGUCACCUCUUCUUCUAGCUGCCAAAGAAAAUGAUGUCCAGGCUCUGAGUAAGCUGAUCAAGUUUGAAGGAUGUGAAGUGCACCAGAGAGGAGCCGUGGGGGAAACUGCACUGCACAUAGCAGCCCUCUAUGAUAACCUGGAGGCUGCCGUGGUACUGAUGGAGGCUGCCCCAGAGCUGGUCUUUGAGCCUAUGACCUCUGAACUAUAUGAAGGUCAGACUGCACUACACAUGGCAAUCAUGAACCAGAAUGUGAACCUGGUCCGAGCCCUGCUUGCCAGAGGGGCCAGUGUCUCUGCCAGAGUUACAGGCUCUGCCUUCCAACGCAGUCCCCACAACCUCAUCUACUAUGGAGAGCACCCUUUGUCCUUUGCUGCCUGUGUGGGCAGCGAGGAGAUUGUCAGGCUGCUCAUUGAGCAUGGAGCUGACAUCCGGGCCCAGGACUCCCUGGGAAAUACAGUGCUGCACAUACUCAUCUUGCAGCCCAACAAAACCUUUGCCUGCCAGAUGUACAACCUGCUGUUGUCUUAUGAUGGAGGAGACCACCUGAAGUCCCUGGAACUUGUUCCCAACAACCAGGGACUCACCCCCUUCAAGCUGGCUGGAGUGGAGGGCAACACUGUGAUGUUCCAGCAUCUGAUGCAGAAGCGGAAGCACAUCCAGUGGUCUUAUGGGCCGUUGACUUCCACUCUUUAUGACCUCACUGAGAUCGACUCCUCAGGAGACGAUCAAUCCCUGCUGGAACUUAUUGUCACUACCAAGAAACGUGAGGCCCGCCAGAUUCUGUACCAGACACCCGUGAAGGAGCUGGUGAGCCUCAAGUGGAAGAGGUACGGGCGGCCCUACUUCUGCGUGCUGGGUGCCAUCUACGUGCUGUACAUCAUCUGCUUUACCAUGUGCUGUGUCUACCGCCCCCUCAAGCCCAGGAUCAGUAACCGCACCAAUCCCCGGGACAACACCCUCUUGCAGCAGAAGCUCCUUCAGGAGGCCUAUGUGACCCCCAAGGAUUACCUACGGCUGGUAGGGGAGCUGGUGAGCGUCAUUGGGGCUGUGAUCAUCCUGCUGGUGGAGAUUCCCGACAUCUUCAGGUUGGGGUUCACUCGAUUCUUUGGGCAGACCAUCCUUGGGGGGCCAUUCCAUGUCAUCAUUGUCACUUAUGCCUUCAUGGUGCUGGUGACCAUGGUGAUGCGGCUCACCAAUGCAAAUGGAGAGGUGGUGCCUAUGUCCUUUGCUCUGGUGUUGGGUUGGUGUAAUGUUAUGUACUUUGCCAGAGGAUUCCAAAUGCUGGGUCCCUUCACCAUCAUGAUCCAGAAGAUGAUUUUUGGUGACUUGAUGCGAUUCUGCUGGCUGAUGGCUGUCGUGAUCCUGGGAUUUGCUUCAGCCUUCUAUAUUAUCUUCCAGACAGAGGACCCGGAUGAGCUGGGCCAUUUCUUUGACUACCCCAUGGCACUGUUCAGCACUUUUGAGCUCUUCCUCACUGUCAUUGACGGCCCUGCCAACUAUGAUGUGGAUCUGCCCUUCAUGUACAGCAUCACCUAUGCCGCCUUUGCCAUCAUCGCCACACUGCUCAUGCUCAACCUCCUCAUUGCCAUGAUGGGUGACACUCAUUGGAGAGUUGCCCAUGAGAGGGAUGAGCUCUGGAGGGCACAGGUUGUAGCCACCACUGUGAUGCUGGAGCGGAAGCUGCCUCGCUGCCUGUGGCCUCGCUCUGGGAUCUGUGGGCGCGAGUAUGGGCUAGGAGACCGCUGGUUCCUGCGGGUGGAAGAUAGGCAAGAUCUCAACAGGCAACGCAUCCGCCACUAUGCCCGGGCCUUCCAGCAACCUGACAACCUCUAUUCAGAGGACUUGGAAAAAGACUCUGGAGAGAAACUGGAGUUAGCACGUUCCUUUGGUGCCUACCUGUCCUUUCCCACACCCUCAGUGUCUCGAAGCACCUCUCGGAGGAGCAGCUUCAACUGGGAAAGGCUUCGGAAAGGGACUCUAAGGAGGGACCUUCGGGGGAUAAUCAACAGGGGCCUAGAAGAUGGGGAGGGCUGGGAGUACCAGAUCUGAAGGUUGGCUUUCAUCAAGCGUCAUGUCCAAAUGAAAGAGAACUGGUCAAAACGUAGAAGCCAUCCCCCAAGUCCAACGGGGAGGGUGAGGAACAUGCUGAGGAAUGCACACUGGGAAUAAUUGUCCCAGGUCUCCCCAACUCCUUCAGCUUGAGGCAAAGGGAAAGACGACUCUGUGGUCUUUGCCGUAACCAAGCAAUCCUUGUGCUCUUACGGAAACUCCACUGCACACCAGAGCACUUUAACCACAGGCUUGCCAUCUUGGGCGCCUGUUUCCACCCAGGUCUUGUAAGUAGGAGGGGAUGGAACUCUUCCCAGAGUACUCCAGACAACUGAUGGAGAACAUUGAGCUUGUGGGAAGGUGUGUGAUGGAGAGAUGCAGGCACCAGUCUUGGGAUGGAGAAGCUGGGAUGAGCCUUGCCACCUUCCAAUAAAGUCAUUUCCUGAUUCCCACCCAGCUCCCUCUAUGUUUCAGUGAACUUAACCACUGACCCACCCUGUCAUGCAGCACUGCUCCUCCCACAAGGCCUCCCUAGCUCUUCCUUGCAGACCGAGGCACAGACACACCUAAACUUAUAAAUUCCCUUCUUUUCCUUUAAUAUGGGGGAGGCUGAUGGAAAGGCGGGAUUUGGGGCUGCAGUGUCCAGUGGGCUGGGUUUAAUGCGGCAGGCAUGAA